GUUCUGGCCACACUAUUAUGCAAAUUCUGCAUUAAAAUCAAAACAAAAUGGGAAAAGGCGGCUUAUUAAACCUGUUAAUGCGCCAAAGACCCACUGUCAGGACAUUCUUUCAGUUUGGCAAGGCCAAGGGAGAUACCGGCAAAUAUGUGCCAAUUGUGACACCCGGCAAGGUUUCCCCCGAGCGUAGCGUGCCCGAGGACAUCAACAAGCCGCCGUACUAUUUCAAGGCCAUGCCACCGGGAAAUACGCUUGGUAAACCGGAAAUAAAGAAUGCGGAUCAGAUCGAAGCCAUGCGCCGCAGCGGCAAACUGGCGGCACAGGUGUUACGUGAAUGCGGCAAACUGGCAACCGUGGGCAAGACCACCGAUGAGAUCGAUGCCUUCGCCCACGAACUGAUUAUAGCAGCCAGGGCCUAUCCCUCCCCGCUGAGAUAUGCUGGCUUCCCCAAGUCGAUCUGCACAUCGAUCAACAAUGUGGCCUGCCACGGCAUUCCGGAUGACCGGCGACUGGCCAACGGCGAUAUUAUCAAUAUCGAUGUAACAGUCUUCCUGAACGGCUGCCAUGGCGACUGCUCGGAAACCUUUCUGGUGGGCGAGGUAGACGAGCAGGGUCGUCUUCUGGUGGAGGCCACCAAAUCCUGCCUGGAUCAGUGCAUUUCACUGUGUGGUCCCGGCGUGGAAUUCAAUAAGAUUGGACAAUUUAUAGACCGUUACUGCGCAGAGCAGGGACUCGAAUCGGUGGCCGCCUUCAUUGGCCAUGGAAUCGGCAGUUACUUCCACGGUCCGCCAGAAAUAUACCAUUAUCACAACGAAGCUCGUGGGAAAAUGCAGCCCGGCAUGACUUUUACCAUUGAGCCUAUAUUAUCCUUGGGCGGAUCGGAGGUUGAGGUGCUGGAAGACGGCUGGACAGCGGUUUGUCUGGACGGUGCCCGUAGCGCCCAGUUCGAGCACACCAUUGUAGUUACUGAGGCGGGAACCGAGAUACUCACAAGGGCUUAGGUCAAUGGCAUCUACGAUUUAUGUACAGGAUGAAUUUUUAUUCUCGACAUUGACUAUGUUGUUUCUGUGAUUCGCAUAAAGUGUAAAAGUUUCUGUGUCCAGAUACAUGGAGCAGUCUUGUGCA
Drosophila kikkawai is the source of this 1122-nucleotide messenger RNA. RefSeq names its product methionine aminopeptidase 1D, mitochondrial. The record is from RefSeq and is a predicted model, not a curated record. Gene Ontology annotation, biological process: proteolysis. NCBI's taxonomy places the organism in Eukaryota, Metazoa, Arthropoda, Insecta, Diptera, Drosophilidae. Gene Ontology annotation, molecular function: metalloaminopeptidase activity. Gene Ontology annotation, cellular component: mitochondrion.